Messenger RNA from Candidula unifasciata, 456 nucleotides. The record is from the annotation of a GenBank genome assembly. NCBI's taxonomy places the organism in Eukaryota, Metazoa, Mollusca, Gastropoda, Stylommatophora, Geomitridae.
AUGUACAUAUGUGCUCAGAUAUCAGGUAUAAUGUACACAUGUUCUCAGAUAUCAGGUAUAAUGUACACAUGUUCUCAGAUAUCAGGUAUAAUGUACACAUGUUCUCAGAUAUCAGGUAUAAUGUACACAUGUGCUCGGAUACCAGGUAUAAUGUACACAUGUUCUCAGAUAUCAGGUAUUAUGUACACAUGUGCUCGGAUACCAGGUAUAAUGUACACAUGUUCUCAGAUAUCAGGUAUAAUGUACACAUGUGCUCGGAUACCAGGUAUAUUGUACACAUGUUCUCAGAUACCAGGUAUAAUGUACACAUGUGCUCGGAUACCAGGUAUAAUGUACACAUGUUCUCAGAUAUCAGGUAUAAUGUACACAUGUGCUCGGAUACCAGGUAUAAUGUACACAUGUUCUCAGAUAUCAGGUAUAAUGUACACAUGUGCUCGGAUACCAGGUAUAAUGUAG